UUCUUUGCCCGGGGUGGUUCGUUCCGAGGAGUGCAGAUAAAUAGUCCUGUCAAAAGGCGCAGCUCCUGGUGGUGCUCCUAGAGCCCCGGACCCGGAGCCAACUUCUGGCCCUUCCUCCUUGGGUCAGCGGCAGGGCGCGAUUGCUCCCGCAUCCCACCUUGCUCUCCGCGCCCACGCACCUCAGGGCCCAGGUCUCCAGUCCUCCUCCAAGCUCGCUCUGGUCCCCGCCUCCGCCGGGGAGCGGAAGGCGGAGACCAGGAGACUGGCCCUGAGGGAGGAAGGCGGGCGCGCGUGGGCGCGGGGCACCACACGAUGUCCACGGGCUCGGUGAGCGACCCCGAGGAGAUGGAGCUGCGGGGGCUGAAGCGGGGGUACCCGGUUCCCGCCUCCAAGAGGCCGCCCCUCCGCGGCGCCGAGCGCAGCUACGCCUCGCCCAGUGACAACUCGUCUGCGGAAGAAGAGGACCCCGAUGGUGAGGAGGAGCGCGGCACCGGAGGCUGCAAAAGGAAGCGGCCUCGUGCGGCUGCGGGAAGCGGCGCAGGUGGAGGUGCCGGGGGCGGCGGCGGCAAGAAGCCCCUCCCGCCCAAAGGCUCGGCAGCCGAGUGCAAGCAGUCGCAGCGGAACGCGGCCAACGCCCGCGAGCGCGCCCGGAUGCGCGUGCUGAGCAAAGCCUUCUCCAGGCUCAAGACCAGCCUGCCCUGGGUGCCCCCGGACACCAAGCUCUCCAAGCUGGACACGCUGCGGCUGGCUUCCAGUUACAUCGCGCACCUGCGGCAGCUGCUGCAAGAGGACCGCUACGAGAAUGGCUACGUGCACCCGACAUGGCCAUUCGUGGUCUCUGGACGACCGGACCCUGACACCAAAGAAGUUUCCGCAGCCAACAGACUCUGUGGAACCACCGCUUAGAACCGUGCUCGAACUCACUUACUGGGAUUAUUUGUUAAACAUGUUGCUUGCGGAGGCCAUGGAGGGAAGGCCGAGAGGGAGAGCACCCCACAGGGCAGACACAGGAUGCCUUCGGAUUCUCCUUGGCCCUCCUGGGUUGCCCGGAACUGCGAACACGAAGCAGGGCGGGCUUGGCCGUCCUCGCAGAGCGCAGGAGCUGCGCCACGACGCUUUGCCUCUGCAGAAAGAGCUCUUUUCCUGUGGACAGCGCGGACCCACGUUCAGCCUGGGGCUUUCGCUCUGUAGACUAAGCCCCGCAGCCCUGGGAACGCAGCGCCACGCCAACGAGGGUUAGGCUCCCGGCCGAGCCAGAGGGACAGUACCCGUAGCGGCCGGACUGUGCACAGCCCAUUUCUCCCGCGGACGGUGUGGUUAGACCGCGCUUUAAAGACAGGGGGCCUGAGGUCCACGUCGAGGUGUGCGUUACUUUGAAGAAAGAGGCUCUUGGCGCACAGACGCCGGCUUUGUAGCCCACCGGGCAGCGCCCUCCUAGCUGGCGGGAGGAUGUCUGCCUCACGCGGGACGCGGCUAAAACUGACUUCGGAUACCGUCUGAGGCCGGUUCUGCCCGCGUGUCCCGGGCCAGUCAGCCUCCGCGCCGGGGCCCGGCUCCCUACUACCCAGCCCAGGCCCAGAUCUCCGGCCCAAGCUCCCGUCUCUUUCGAAUCAGGCUGCGCACCCCCUUGCCGCCCUCUCCGGAGCCUCCCCACGCCGCACAGCACCAACUUGGCUCCUUUGGCCCUGUCUCUCUCUUUCCCUCCUCCGGGUUCCGGCGCCCGCCUGCAGGCUCCCCACCUCCUCCUCCUCCAGACUUCCCAACAGGCCUCUCCCAGCCCUGUCUCCCGGCGCCCAAGUUCUUCCCCGUGCGGCGGGUGGGUCGCCGGCGCCAUCGGAUACCUGAUGACCCUGCUUAGGAGGAGCGCGACACUCUCGAGAGGCCCCGCUCCCAUGAUAAUUAACAUAUGUAAAUAAAUUUAUUUUUUUAUGAAUAAUAAAACGAGUGUGUAAACUGUGUGGCACGGGGUGGAUGCGGCACCUUUUAACAGAAAAGGGUUUGGCUCUGGGAUUUCCCUUUAAAGUGCUGAGCUCCAACUCUGGACAAGGCUGUGGCUCUUUGCGGGUGGAAUGGCGGCGCUCACAUUUGGAUCGGAUCACUGCAUUUCUAGACGUCCCCGUCCUCCUUGUUUAUCUCCGAGAGUCUGAUUCUUCGGGAGGAAGAGGUUCCGGGAAGGCAAGAGCUGGGGGCCCCAUGUAGGGCCCCCAAAGUCUUCUGAGGCCAAGGCUGCACUUAAAGUUGAUACCAGUG
Molecule: messenger RNA, 2250 nt
Organism: Oryctolagus cuniculus (rabbit)
Lineage: Eukaryota; Metazoa; Chordata; Mammalia; Lagomorpha; Leporidae
Source: RefSeq, a predicted model, not a curated record